Messenger RNA from Cordyceps militaris CM01, 2199 nucleotides. RefSeq names its product ferric-chelate reductase. Gene Ontology annotation, molecular function: ferric-chelate reductase activity. The transcript has a single exon. Gene Ontology annotation, biological process: iron ion transport; copper ion import; intracellular iron ion homeostasis. Bases 1 to 2199 code for a protein of 732 amino acids. Gene Ontology annotation, cellular component: plasma membrane. The record is from RefSeq and is a predicted model, not a curated record. Lineage: Eukaryota; Fungi; Ascomycota; Sordariomycetes; Hypocreales; Cordycipitaceae.
AUGGGGUGGCCUGCCGGCUUGCUGAUUGCACUCGUGGCUGGUCUGGUAACGGGUCAAGAGGGCCUCUCCAACGGCAAGACGAAAAAUGGACUCAUCGGAUACGGGAUUCGACUGUACGAGCCAGCAUGUGCUCACGCAUGCUGGGACACCAUCGCUUACAUGACCAACUGCACAACCGACAUGUCGAAUUCACGAUUCCUCAACCCCGACAUCACCGCUGCGGACAGGACUACUACCGACAAAAGCGAGGUGGAAGAAAACCCCUACUGCAAUGCGCAAUACGAACCAUAUCUGCAAACACUGGCGUGGUGCAUACACCAAGAAUGCCAGGAAGAAACGGAGCUGGACCUGGAGCGGUUCUGGUGGGACGAAGGCCCAGGAAAGGACAACAGCUCCGUUGAGACAUAUUCUCAAAUCUGGGCGCGCGUAAAAGACACUCCGAUGGAACCGAUCAACGAGCACGCCACCCUCAACUACACAGCGACAGUGCCCAGUGAUCAGUGGAAGCUCAACUACGACAACAUUGUGAGUCUGACGAGGAUAGAGAUUACGCACGAAAAGUAUGCUUUGAUUCUGUUUCUUUCCUGCGCCUUGAUACCCAUUGGCUUGUCCUUGCUUCGCUUCCUUCCUUGGCCGGCGGCCUGGGUUGCCCGAUUUCACGCCUACAUCAUCGACCCUCCGUUCAUCGGCCACCGACAAAACGAGCUCAUCGGCGAAGUCUUCAUGAUGCCCACGCGCGGACAGGCAUUCUUCAUCGCCUACAUGUGGAUCAUCAACAUUGUUCUCUCCGGGACGGGGUAUUGGUUUGUGCCGGGCAGCUUCUGGUACAAAAACGACACGCACCAACACCUGACGCACGUCGCCAACCGCCUCGGCAUGCUGUCCUUUGCCAACAUCCCGCUCCUCAUCCUCUUUGCCGGCCGCAACAACGUUUUGCUCUGGCUCACAAACUGGCCGCGCACCACGUUUUUGAUGAUGCACCGCUGGAUCGCCGUCAUCUGCAUGCUCGAAGGCGUCUUGCACACGUUUCUCUUCUUUUACGCCUACUCAGUCAGCUGGUACGCCAUGACCAUGAGCGUGCUCGUCACCAAAGGCUACUGGCUCUGGGGUGCCGUGGGCGUCGUCGGCCUCUUGGUCCUCGUCGUCAGCGCCGUGCAGCCCGUGCGCCGGCGCGCCUACGAGCUCUUUGUCGUCAUCCACAUUGUUGCUUCAAUCUUGGUUCUGGCGGGGUGCUACCAGCAUGUGGUGCUCCGCUUCGGCCGGCAGCGCGGGUUCGAGACGUGGAUGUACGUGGCCUUGUCGGUCUGGGGCUUUGACAGGGCUGUCCGUCUCAUGCGCGCCUGCAAGAGAGGCGUCAAGAAGGCCUACAUCAGCCCCGUCGACGCCGACUACAUGCGUGUCGAUAUCCCGGGCGUCAGCGCCCGCGGACACGUCUAUCUGCACUUUCCUACCAUCAGCAAGUGGCGGGUGUGGGAGAGUCACCCGUUCUCGGUGGCUGGCAGCAGCUGUCAAAACACCAACAAGUUUGGGUACGGCCUGGACCUGGAUAAGGCGAUCUGGCCGCCGGUGGGAGAUGCGCUGUCCACUCCGACGCACCUGGCGACGGCGUCGUGGAAGCCCCAGGCGAUACAGCGCAAGACGGGCGUCACACUGUUCAUCAAGAAGCAAAAGGGCCUCACGGCCAAGCUCGGCGCGCUCAACACGGGCGAUGAGGGUAUACCCGUCCUGAUGGAGGGGUCCUACAACGAAGAGGUAUCGUUUCUGCAGGAAAAUCAUCUCCAGCCGACGCCCGACUACCAAAACAUCAUCUGCUUCGCGGGCGGCGUGGGCAUCACGGGCGUGCUGCCGUUCCUGGACAAGUUUGGCGGUCUGACGAGCCACGGGUCCAAGCGGCUGUUUUGGACGGUGCGCAGCAUGCCGCUGGUGUACGCGGUCGAGGACAUGCUCGGGGCGUACGCGGGCGCGCAGGGCUCGGAGCGGCGCUGGGGCGACAUUGACGUGAGUGUGUCGUUUGGCCGGUUCAGCAUCCGCAGCGCGCUGCAGGAGCACCUGGACUGGGUCACGGGAGGGUCGAUUGUGGUGGUGUGCGGGCCGGCCGGCAUGGCGGACCAGGUGCGGAUGCUGGUGACGAGUAUGGCGGCGGAACCGGAGCGCAAGAAUAAGCCGCUGAAGCUGAUUGUUGAGAGCUUUGCGUGGUAG